AUGGCCCUCGAUGCCGAGGAUGCCACUGCCUUGGGCUACCUCUUCAGUAAUGUGAGCUUUCCAGGGGCGUCGUCUGUCGCUCCGCUCCGUUGCACGCGCGCCACACCCGCCGGGGCGCCGCUCUUCGCGAUCCCCUGGGCCAAGUGUUGGACCCAAGAGGCAGCCGAGCGCUGUCCAGAAGUGGAGGCUGCGUUGACGGUCGCAGGGCGAAGGAAUCCCAGCUGCGAGCUGCUGCACCGCAGCUCCACUUGGAUCGUUCUACACCUCCUCUUUGAGUCCCAGACUACACCUGCACCUGUGCAGCACGUGCUUCGCGUGACCGAGACUGGGGCGCAGCCAUUGAUGUUCUGGGCCGAGGAGGAGUUGCAAGAGCUGCGAGGAAGCUACUGGCACCAAGAGGCGCUGCGACGGAAGGAGCAGCUGCGCUUGGAGUACUUGGAGCUCCAAGAGGAGCUGGGAGACGAAGUGAGUCAACGUUUGGGCCUCUCGGCAUCAGGCUUUCUGAAGGCUCACAUGGCCCUCUUGCUGGCUGGCCUGGACUUUGGUGACAAAGGCUUCGUCCUCCUCCCCGGCCUCCAAGGCACCCCGAGCAGCACCAGCCAGACCACGAAAAGGACCGAACUCAGCGCUGAUGAGCUGAGCGCGGCUCAGGGGCUGCAGCUGCUGCCGAUGCCAGGCUGCGGUCCUGUGCUGGUGGCGACUGCCCGGACGAGCUACGCUGCCGGCGAUCUGGUGGAGAUCUUUCAUCGCGGCCAAUGCCUGGGGUCAGGCUGCAGCCUGGCGACCUUCGGGUCCUUGCCGUGGUGCAGCGCUUGGGAGGAGGUCAUCGUCACGCUCCGCCUAGGUCCGGAGGUCCUGGAGAUGGGCGCGGUGGAUUUUGCGCAAACGGCGGGGCAGCUGGAGGAGGCGUUGCAGAGGGAUCUGCGCGAGCGGCCGCCGGUGCAGCGAGCAGGACUGCCGCUCCGCCCGUCGCCCUUGGGCACUGGCGCCGUGGUGCGGCGGGAGGGCGAGGACGGCGCUUGGGAGGUGCGAGUGAGCCUGGAUCUCCAGGGUCCCAGCAGCCGAAGUUUGCAACUCUUGGGGCUUCUGUCUUUGAUGGAUCUGAAGAAACGCAAGGACAUGAUGAUGCUGGAAUGCGCCUGGGAUGAUGUCAUGGGAGAAGCCGCCUGUGAACACCGUGGGCGACGAGUCCUGGAAGAGGCCAUUCGGAGGACCUUGGAACAGCUUCCGAGACCCUCUCUGGCCCGAGCGACGGCGACGGAACGGGAGUCGAUGUGCAUUCAGCUCCUGGAGAAUGAGAGGAAGGAAUUGGCCGAAUGA
Durusdinium trenchii is the source of this 1320-nucleotide messenger RNA. NCBI's taxonomy places the organism in Eukaryota, Dinophyceae, Suessiales, Symbiodiniaceae. The record is from the annotation of a GenBank genome assembly.